Messenger RNA from Phycodurus eques (leafy seadragon), 10712 nucleotides. It is a transcript of the gene ccdc88c, whose product is annotated as coiled-coil domain containing 88C. Gene Ontology annotation, molecular function: dynein light intermediate chain binding; microtubule binding. Bases 554 to 6421 code for a protein of 1955 amino acids. The record is from RefSeq and is a predicted model, not a curated record. Gene Ontology annotation, biological process: cytoplasmic microtubule organization; cytoskeleton-dependent intracellular transport. NCBI's taxonomy places the organism in Eukaryota, Metazoa, Chordata, Actinopteri, Syngnathiformes, Syngnathidae. The transcript has 31 exons. Gene Ontology annotation, cellular component: cytoplasm; centrosome.
UCUCAAAUCAGUUUGGUUUGGUGUGCGUAUUGUAACCUGAGGCGCAGAGCGCUUGGACGGGGUGUGGAUGUAACUUCAAGAAAUAAUAAACGGAAAUAACAACAUUAACACGUUACACGUCUUGUUGUGCGCGUAUUCAGUACUUUUCUUUUGUUUUGUUAUCUGUCUUGCCCGCUUUUGAUUCACGGAUUUUUCUGUCGCUUUACGGCCCGAGUCGUGUAUCCUUGACAACGCGAGCAACCGUCCUGGCGAAGUUUGGAUCAAGUGCUUUCCCCGAGACGUGGAAUAAACUUGUAUAUUUGAGCGCUCUAACCACUCGAAAUGUUCGCGGCGCCCUUUGCAGCGAUGUUUGUCGUCUUUUAAGUAGUUCAACGCGUUUGGGAAUAUUUAACCAUGCGUCGAGGGAACCGGGACAGAGCCAAACAAUAGUGAGUAAAGAGAGCUCGCUCAUCCGGGGGAGGUGGAUGCCUCGCGGCGGCUUUGUUGUGUCCUGCGUGGAGACCUUCAGCCAGUAUCGACCGAUUCCUCGACAGGGAGCCGAGCCGGGGGCACCAUGGACGGGACUCUUUCCGAGCUGCUGGCAGCCUUCUUGGAGUCGCCACUCGUGUUGUGGGUGCGAACAUUGGGUCCACUGGGGUCAUCUGACAAUGCAGGCUCGGAGGAGCGCGUCAACAUGUUCGUCGAGCUCGUGGAUGGCGUGUUCCUGCACAAGAUCAUGACGCACAUUGACCCCAGCCCCAACAACCAGAGGCUGAACAAGAACGUGAACAAUGAUGUGUCGCUUCGCCUUCACAACUUGACCCUUCUCACGAGACACAUCAGGACGUACUACCAGGAUACCCUUCAGCAGUUAAUUUUGAUGCCUCUCCCAAACAUUCUCUGCAUUGCCAGGGAUCCCUUAUCAGCAAAGAGCAUGGAGGAGCUGAAAAUAAUUUUACUGUUGAUACUUGGCUGUGCUGUCCAGUGUGAGCGUAAGGAGGAGAUGAUCGAAAGGAUCAAACUGCUGGACAUUGAGACCCAGGCAGCCAUUGUCUCUCACAUCCAGGAGGUAACCCACAAUCAACAGAAUGUUCUUGACCUUUCAUGGCUGGAGGAAGGAACAGGGCUUGCACAGGAAGAGCUCAAACCAUUGUCACGCAGCAUGGCUACAUCUCUACAGCAACUGAUUGCGCAGAGAGACAAGGCCAGUGAGGUCAUUGUAGAUCUUACCCAGGAGAGGGACUACUUGUCCAGCCUGAAUCCCCAGGAAAGACAAAUAAGUAGCCCAGAACAAGUGAACACUUCUGGAGGUCUGGUAGUGAAUAACAAAGGAUCCGCCUUGACUGUGGCCAGCCUCACCAAAGAAGAGAAGCAGCAUUUAUCUGUAGAGCUCGCUGAUACGAAGGCCAAGCUUCGCAGAUAUAGACAAGAACUGGAAGAGAAGGUUGAGCAGUUGAUGGAUUCCAAACACGAGGUGGAGCAUCUAGAUCAGGAGCUUCAGAGACUUAAACAAGAGAACCAGUCGCUGUCUUGUGAGGCUCGCUCUGUACGAGUUUAUCGGGACGAGGUUGACUCCUUGAGGGAGAAAGCGGCCCGGGUCGACCGACUAGAAACUGAGCUCACCCGAUGUAAAGAGAAACUCAAUGACGUUCACUUCUACAAGACAAGAGUGGAGGAGCUACGUGACGACAACCUGACUCUUAUGGAGACAAAGGUGUUGCUGGAGGAGCAAUUAUCAGUCUCCAGAGGGCGCUGUGAGAAAGUUCACGCUAUGGAGAAAGACAACCUGCUACUACGAGCCAAAAUAAAUGACUUGGAAAUGGAGAGAGACAAUGAACGGCGUCGGCUAGAGGAGCUGGUGGAGGAGAACAUGCUUCUGGAGAUCGGACAGAAACAGAGUAUGAACGAAUCAGCUCAUCUGGGAUGGGAACUGGAACAGCUCACCAAAAACCAAGACAAUUCUAACACAGAGACCCGGAAAUCGUUUGUCCACGAGCUCAAUGAGUGUGUCUCCAGUCGUGUUUUGAAGCUGGAGAAAGAGAACAGGGAGCUGCAAACCUCUAUUGAGAGACUAAAAGAGGAGAAUCACCAUCUGCAGGAGAAGCAGCUCCAUACCCAAGAGCUAGACCGGGAGAACCAAGGUCUCGGUAAAAAGUUGGAGCAUCUCCGGGGCUUGUUGGACCAGGAGAAAUUGACGAAUCAAGACAUGGAAUCUCUUGGAGAUGAUUUAUUGAAGGAAAAACAAAAUUUGGAAAGAGAAAUGCAUGCUUUAAGAGCAGAAAAAGACAGACAGAUUUCAGAAUUGGAGAGUGAGAAGCAACGUCUUUCUGAUGCUGUGGUGUCGCUCCGUGAGCGUGCUCAAUCUCACAGUGAAACAAGGGUCCGUGAGGUAGAGGCAGAGAAUCGCCUCCUACACCAAGGCAUUACUGACACCAGUGCCCGUUUAGCAAGUUUGGAAACUCAACUAAUGCUUUACAAAGAGGAAGCAGAGAGGCUGAGGGAGAGGGCAGCAAGAUGUGAUGAGGUAGAGAGGGAGCUGGUCAGGGUGGAGAGAAACAGGGAUGCUCUUAACAGAGAGGUGACAUCUCUACGUGCAUGCAGUGAGAGUUCAGAGUUUCUUGAGAAGCAGGUGUCCUCCCUGGAGCAGGAGGUGCACAGAUUUAAACGGGAGGCAGUGGAGGCUCAGCAAGGGCUUCAGCAACUGAAGAGACAGGAAGCUAAUAAUAGCCUCCUGACAAAAGAAAACUUGGAACUCCGCUGCUCAGUGGAAAACCUGCGCUCCUCAUCCUCUUUUCUCAUUAAACAACAGGAACAAUAUAAGGAGGCGCAGGAAAAGUUGCAAGAAAUGCAAAAGACGUCGGACGAGGUUGGAGUGGAGUUACAAGGGGAGAGGAAGAGAGGAGAGAGGCUAGAAAUGAAUGUUGCCACACUAAAUCAAGAGAAGCAUCGUUUAGAGGAGGAUAUGGAGAAGUUUAAAGAGGAAAAGGCAGAAUUAGAGCGAGAGAAGCAGCAAAUAUUGAGUAGGCAGGAAGAGCUGAGGAAGGAAGUAGAAGAUCUGAGUCAGGAGCAGAGGAGGAGAGAAGAAGGUGACAAGGAGAGAAGGAAGAUUCUGUUGGACCUGGAACAGUCUGAAAAGGGAAGGAAGCACUUGGAGAAAGAGAGUUGGAGGAAUAGAAUGCUACUGGAAGGUAAGGAAGCAGAGCUGGAAGAGAAGGCUAGUCAGUUGGCUGUGGUGGAGAAAGAGGGUGUAGAUAUGAGAAAAGAGAUUAAUAUGCUAAAGGAGGUGGCAGUCAAAGCCAAAGAGUUGGAGAGGGAGAACAAGGAGCUGAACAAACAAGCGACCAUUGACAAGAGAACUUUGGUUACACUGAGAGAGGAGUUGGUGUCAGAGAAGUUGAGAGUCCAGCAGCACAGUGUUGAGUUGGAAAGACUUAAUGAAGAACUGGAAAAGGUUGGACUGAACCGAGAAAGACUACUACAACAGGAGCACAUGCUGGAAGACAGCAAGUACAAGCUGCUUGAAUCUCGACUGGAGGAAACAGUCCAACAGGCAAUGAAGAUUAAAGAGGGGAAAAUCUCCAGUCUGGAAAAGAAACUGGAAGAGUGCAACACACACAAUGCUACACUACGUACAGAGCUAGCGAUUGCUCUUCAGAAAGUGUCUACCUUCCGUCAGCAACAGGAGAGAGAAGAAAACCACAACUCUCGUGGGUGCUCAAGAGGAGACGGGCGGAGGGAGUCAGCCACAGCUGAGCUGCUCCGUAUCAAAGAUCAUCUCAUAGAAGUAGAGAAGAAUAAUGCCUCUCUUCAGACUCAGAGCAGUUUGUUGAAGGACCAGCUGAAACAACUGGAGAAACAGAACAGUUCACUUAACAACCAGAUGGUGACACUGCAGCGACACACAACAAUGUUGCAGGAGCAGAAUUCAGCUCUCCAUACUAAGACGGCGCAACUUCAGGUGGAAAACUCCACGCUGUCUUCCCAGAGUGCAUCUCUGAUGGCUCAGAAUGCUGUGUUGCAAGGCCAAGUCACCGCCUUGGAGACUGAGGUAGAGUCAUGGCAAAGACAGCGCGAGGAGGCAUGGCGAGGAAGAGAGAGUGUUCUCAAUGACCACGAGCGUCUUCUGAGCGUUCAUGAGAGGCAAGCACAUGAGUACGAGCAGUUCAUCAGUCAACACACUGCUCUGAAAGUCAAACAGAGGACACUAGAGAGCGAACACAGAACAAUGCACAGCAAGUAUUGCACUUUGUUACAGCAAAAGGAAAAAUGGGAGGCGAUAGAAGGGCGGGGUCAGAAGGAGAGGGAGGAGCUAAACCAAGAGCACCAGAAAAAUCUGCUACUGCAGCAAGAGAAUCUCCAACUUAAAGCUGAUGUGGACAGGAUGUCACAAAGCGAAUCCCAAAAAUCAGAGCAGUGCAACGAGCUCCAUCAGCAGAUGAAUGAACUCAAGAGCUCAUUUAGCACUGCCCAGCUGGAAGUGAAUCGAUGGAUGACACGAUAUGACUCGCUCAUGGAGCAACACCAGGGCUUGGAACUCACUAUGACCAAACUAGACAACCACCGUGAGCUAUUAAGUCGCCUGAAAGGGAACCUCGAAGAAGAAAAUCAUCACCUCAUGAGUCAGAUCAACAUUCUGAAUCAGCAGAACCACGCUCUGCUGGAGAGAAGCAUGGAGAGCAAAGAGCUUUAUCAUCAGGAGCAGAAACUCUACAUUGAUAAACUGAAUGCUCUUCGUCGUCAGAAAGAGAAAUUAGAAGAGAAGAUCAUGGACCAAUACAAGUUCUAUGAGCCCACACCAAAAAAGAGAAGUCAGUGGUCUGGCACCAAAGCUUUAGCCAAACUCAUCAAACCAAGGAAGGAGAGCAGCAGGGAGCGAGGUGGCGACCGAGACAAGGAAGGUACCCAAGAGAGAGAAUGGGCAAAGAGUGCCCCCGACAUCCCCCUUCCUGCCCCCCCUCCUUUGCUCCCCCCAGAAACCCCACCCCCUGGCACUCAUAGGACAGGAAGUGACUCCCGGGACAAUGGUCACACCCACAGUAAACAUAAUAACCACAGCAACAGUCCUAUACUGGGCCUCCAGAGUCCAGCACUGACGCCUAUCAGCCGAGCUGGUUUGACUGACAGAGGACGAGAGGUCUAUCGUUGCGGCACACCAGGAGGCAGCAGUGAGAGUGUCAACGGAGGAGAUGGGCAAGCACUUACCCAUAAAGCUCUGUGUUCCACCCCGACCCAUCAGUCAUCUUCACUGGCCCUAAGCAGCUGCAGUACUCAGCUGGGACAAGGCAGCAGCUGCAGGCCCAAAGGUGUGCCCUUUGAUGAAGACACUGAGAGCAUAUGUGGUCCACGUGGCCACAUCGGAGGUCGUCCAGGAUCAGCCGACUUUAGCCACCACACCUCCAGCUCAAACUCACCGGUCAACUGCAAAGAUGUAUCUGACUGUCAUCUCCGGUCAGCCAGCCUGUCUAGCGAUGAUGUCAGGGGUCUCAGCGAAUCACAGCAGACCUUGUCCCGCAGUGCAACCCUCCCAUACGACCACGCAUCCCAGUGGGCCCAACCACAGCGUGGAGGUGGGAACAGGAGUAGUGCUCGCCCUUCAUCUCCUGGAAGUGAGUUGGUGACACUGGAGGAGUUUCUGCGAGAGAGCAAGCUGAAGUCACCACAAAUGGUUUCAACAGGAAGCAGAGAGGACUUAAUGACUGAAUACUUCACCAGAAGUCCAGCCUCCUCAGAUCCCACCAGCAGAGAUCAGCUCACCCCCACCAGCUAUGUCACGCCCACUGUACAUGCAUCCAACCAGAGGCCAGGCCAAAGUGUUAAACCAUCUUCUCGGCAGCCUGUUAGCCAAUCCCAAACCUCUGGCCGACCUCCGACCCAGAGAAUCAACCAGUCACUGAGCAGGACGUUCAGCCUGGCCUCUGCUGAUUUGCUCCGCUCUACUGGGCCCGACGGUUUUCAUGGAAAUGGCGGGUCCCCAAACCAAUCAGACGUGGCGGUUCGGCGGCAAGGAGGAGGGGCUAAUGGAAGAGAGAGGCCGCUGUCUGCCCGUUUGUCCAGCUCAACCAAUCAGCAGAGAGACAACAGCAUUCUGAACUCUCCAGUUCACCAUUUGUCUUCUCUCACGCUGCACACAGAGAGAUAUGUGGAGAGAGAGCGGGAUAGCGGACGGACUCCUGUGUCACGUAACGGCCCCUCGUCGUCGUUCCAUCACCGUGGGGAGGUUGCCAUGGUAACCCCUGUGAGGGUUGUGCCCGCUGCUCAGCUUGGUGAUGCCUUGGAACAUGGAGAGGUGUUAAGGGAGGAGCGCGCAGGUGACAUAUCUCACCAAAAGAAAGACAGUGAGAGAGUGAGAUGUAGCUCUGCGGAACGCCCAAAAAGCACACCCGCAUCCCCAGACCCCAACGACGACUCCCAGACUGUGUGGUAUGAGUACGGCUGUGUCUAAACACUGAAGCCAAUACAAGUAUUCUGUAGGGUCUGUGUCUAAAAAGAGGACCCAAAUACACUGGACCAGAGUGUAUUUUCUGGGGUUUCUGUUUGAAACUGUCAGGCCUAAAUAUCCAGCCCUUCCCAGUUUCUGGAAUGUGGUCAGUCAUGAUUAUCCUCACGAGUGAUGUUCAUCUUUAGCUGGAAGUCGGGGAAAAAGAGGCCAGAUUUGAUAAAUGGCUCCUGAGUUUAAUUGUCCCUUCAAAGGCUCACGCUUCUCUUUUGGGUCCACACUGAAACACUGUGUCAGUGUGGCAGAUUGCUGUGCCGACCCUUCUGUCAUCGUCACGAUACUGAUACUGUCAGCAAGCACACAGUCUGGACCCACGAGAGAUUCUGUUUUAGGAUGAAGAAGGCACCAAAGCUGUGACAAACUUGUGCUGUGACACGGGACGUUUAGAUAAUUAUACUGGUUUUACUUUACUUGGGCCAAUAGAACAAGAGCUUGCGCUAUUAAGUGCUUUAAGUGCACUUAAUUCAACCUGAAGCAUCUGAAAUAGUGAACAUAUCAAGUAUCCUCUUCAUCGAACACUGGAAAAGGUGAACAGAGAGUGGAAGUGAUGCAAUGGGUGUCAGGCUUGAGAGAGGCAGUGAGAACAAAUAAGUGGGAUGCUGAAAUGGAGAGAGGGCUGGGGAUGGGUAAUGUGAGGACAGCAAAAAUAAACAGGGGAGAUCCGAAGGGUUCUCAACGCGCAACACUGAUACUUCACUGGAAACCAUGCACAGCCUGAGUCAGCACGAGUUCCACUUAGGCGACGUUUCGACCAAGGAGUCCAGUGGAGUUAAACAAGCCACCAAACGGUUAACCCUUAUUCAGUUUGUAACAGCUGUGACAGAUUCAGUCUGUGAAUUCUGAGGCAUCAAACCAGUUAAAUCUGUCAAUGAAUUCAAACAGAAUUCAAACGACCCACUCAACAGAGUUUAGUGUUCUCCACCCCAAUUUAAUUUCACCUACUAUUUUUUUUUUUUUCCUGAAAUUUUCACGGGUUCUACUUUAAAUAUGUUUGAAGGUUUUGUUUUGUUUUUUUUAAGUUUUGUUUCAGCCUGUCGUCUUCCUGUCAGUCAUUUUGGAAAUGAGGAAAUUGUUGGAUGACCUUCAGAAGCAGAGCGCUGUUAUUGAAUUUCUUGCUUUGGAAGGGGAACCACCAUGAAACAUUUUCAGUGGGUUGCAAAAUGUGUAUGGAGAACCCGCAAUCAGCUACAGCACAGUAAAAAAGUGGGCGAAGAGCAAGUGGCGUGCUUUGAGUCACCCCAAGCAAAGGCGCGGCAGACCAUAUUCAGUGGUUAAUCCUAGAAAUAGUGAUGGCACUGAUCAGAGAAGAUCGUUGAGUCACCAUUGAUGACAUCACCAACAAGGGAUCACCAUUGAGGAUAUAACCCUAACCAAUCCGCAUUUUGCAACCUUUUGAAAAUGUUUAGCGGUGGUUCGUUCCCUUUCCAAAGCAAGAAAUUCAGUCACAGCUCUUUGCUUCUGAUGGGCAUCCAACAAUGAUAAUGUCAUUUCCCCCAAUAAACCUUUAAACAAGUAUUUAAACUACAAACCAUGAACAUUUCAGGGUGGAAAAAAAAUCUAUUAUUCGUUUAACUAAAUUGGGCUCAUUAGUUUUGGACUGGCCCUCGUAGGUCAUUUCGCUACACUGACUUUUAGCAGUGGAAACAAUCAUCAUAGAACCAAACUGAUACCGUACUGUACUGCUUUGCGUACACAAGGUUUUAUACACACAUAAACGUGAGGGUGUAUUGCACCUAAAUACACCGUGUUUGACAGAUUAUUCUCUUGCUAAACACGUCGAUAACAGCAAAAUACCUUAAAGUGUAGCUUUAGUUUAACGUUGUGUCCUUUUACUUUAUUUACUGAAUAUAUGCAUCUACCACCACACACAACUUAUUUUCAUAUUUUUCUUUUCAGUUUUACCCCAAGAUUUCAUCGUACAAAUUGGUAACAUUUCCUGUCUAAACCUGUACUGUGACCAGAGAAGAGUCAGUGUGUGUGUGUGUGUAUAUCUAUGUAUAAAAUAAACAUUUUCCGUUAAUUAAAAAAAAAAAAAAAAAAAAAAGUUCCUUUAGCUUGGUGGAAAUAUCUUCAAUUAACCUACCAUGCAUGUUUUGAACUGUGGGUGGAAACUGGAGAGCACGCAAACUCUACACAGGCAGGGCCGGAUUUGAACACAGUCCCUUAGAACUGUGAGGUGUGUGAUGUGCUAACGAUAUAUAUAUAUAUAUAUAUAUAUAUAUAUAUAUAUAUAUAUAUAUAGAUACACACACACACACAGACAGUGGCUACGGAAAGUUUUCAGACCCCUUAACGUUUUCACUCUUUGUUCAAUUGCAGCCAUUUGCUAAAAUCAUUUGAGCAUUUUUUCCCCCCUCAUUAAUGUACACCCAGCACCCUAUAUUGACAGAUUUUUUUACAUUUUUGCAGAUAUAUUAAAAAAGAAAAAGUGAAAUAGAACACAGGCAUAAGUAUGCAUACCCUUUGGCUGUGACACUCAUCUAUUUCAAUCGGGUGCCGUCCGGGGGAGAAGAGCCUUGGUGAGAGAGGUAAAGAAGAACCCAAAGAUCACUGCGGCUGAGCUCCAGAGAUGCAGUCGGGAGAUGGGAGAAAGUUCUAGAAAGUCAACCAUUACCGCAGCCCUACACCAAUCGGAGCAGAGUGGCCCGACGGAAGCCUCUCCUCAGUGCAAGACACAUGAAAGCCCGCAUAGAGUUUGCUAAAAAAACCUGAAGGACUCCAAGAUGGUGAGAAAUAACAUUCUCUGGUCUGAUGAGACCAAGAUACAACUUGUUGGGCUUAAUCCUAAGCAGUGUGUGUGGAGAAAACCAGGCACUGCUCAUCACCUGUCCAAUACAGUCCCAACAGUGAAGCAUGGUGGUGGAAGCAUCAUGCUGUGGCGGUGUUUUUCAGCUGCAGGGACAGGGAAACUGGUUGCAAUCAAAGGAAAGAUGAAUACGGCCGAGUACAGCGAUAUCCGGGACGAAAACCUUCUCCAGAGUGCUGAGGACCUCAGACUGGGCCGAAGGUUCACCUUCCAACAAGACAAUGACCCUAAGCACACAGCUAAAAUAACGAAGGAGUGGCUUCAGAACAACUCCGUGACUGUUCUUGAAUGGCCCAGCCAGAGCCCUGACUUAAACCCAAUUGAGCAUCUCUGGAGAGACCCGAAAAUGGCUGUCCACCAACGUUCGCCAUCCAAGCUGACAGAACUUUUUUAAAAAAAUAAAUCAGCAGAAAUUUCAACAAUUCUGUUUGUUGUGGUGCUGCGUGUACAUUAAUGAGGCAAAAAAUGAACUUAAAUGAUUUUAGCAAAUGAAUCCUUUCCUUACCCACUGUAUAUUAUCUAUAGUGCUGUCUGUUAAUAGAACUCUGACCUUCCAUCUUUUUGACAGCAAAGAGACAAAAAAGCACUCGAAAGAUGACAAGGACGAGAUGUUUACACUGGAGUUGUUAAGAUGAUGAUAUGAGGAAGCUUUCUUUCUGCUCCCCUGUGUGGGGCGUCGAGCACAUUUCUAUAUGCAAGAAACUAAAUUAUUGUGACUGUACAUACUGGAAGCCGCAGCGAUGGUGCGAUGUCUUUUUAAAGUUUGACUUAUUGUACCAAAACACAGUUGAGCUGUAAUUUAAAAAAAAAAAACCAUGUAAUUCCACUGGAGAUGUUAUUUAUAGAUUUCAAUACUUUAAAAAAUUGUAGAAUUUUGAUUAAUUAGUGGAUAAGAUAGGAAAGGAUGACAUGAGGUCACUUUUGGUGUUUUCACUUCCCAACGUUUUUACUCAAUUACAUCUGUGCAUCAGGCAGGGUGUUGGUGGGUGUCAACCAGUUUCAUUUUGCUGAUGUCAGAAGAAAAUAGCUUAAAUUCCUCCAGGCUAUUUUUAUUUUUUUAUGUUUUUUUAAACGGCCUGAAAUAACACACACUGCAUGUGUCUGGCAUUAUUACUAUUCUAUUGACUGUCUGAAAGGAAAGUGUAUUUGCGUUGCUGUCCUGUUUUAUUUUUGUUUGUCGACCAAAAUUCACCCGCGUCGCCCACAGAAGAAUUUUGCAUCUUUGGAUGAAAGACGUGAGGGUGGCGCUGAUGUCAAAGACAUUUUCUGUUGUAACUGGAAUAAAUGCUUGUGUAGUUCCCUUUUAUUAACUAAUGUUGACUGGGCUGCUGUGAUGUGACUAUUAUUAAAAGGCUAUUAGACUGCUAGAAUAGUUAAGACAAUGGCUGACGUUAUACUUCACUCUUUGGCAAUAAAAACCUUUAAACUUGA